Messenger RNA from Paramisgurnus dabryanus, 2375 nucleotides. RefSeq names its product solute carrier family 6 member 14 (gene slc6a14). Lineage: Eukaryota; Metazoa; Chordata; Actinopteri; Cypriniformes; Cobitidae. Gene Ontology annotation, cellular component: plasma membrane. The record is from RefSeq and is a predicted model, not a curated record. Gene Ontology annotation, biological process: (R)-carnitine transmembrane transport; sodium ion transmembrane transport; beta-alanine transport. Gene Ontology annotation, molecular function: neutral, basic amino acid:sodium:chloride symporter activity; beta-alanine transmembrane transporter activity; alanine transmembrane transporter activity.
UAUAAACAUUUUGAUAAAUUUUGCUCUUGUAUUUGCAGUUAUAUUAUUGUGGAGGUUAAUUGGGGUUAAUUCAGAUGUAAUGUAGGCAAAGAACUUAGAAAAAUUUAAAAUAUAGGAUUGUCUUAAUUUAUGUAACUUUGUUGGUCACUCAUGUAAUUUUGUUGUGUAAAUAACUUAAACAAUUAAAAUGUACAAGUUUAAAGUUUAGUUUCUAACAGAGACUAAAACUGUUUGUACAAUGUUGAUAAACACUUCAAAUGUAAUGGUUGGUCAUGCAAGGGAGGGCUAUGGGGGGAGGCUGUGACAUAUAAGACCACAGCAGCCAGUAGAGUUUUCCUUCAAGUUCAGGUCAGCAAGCUGGUCAGGUGAAUUCAUUUACACUUUCAAUACAUGCUACUCUUCAGACUGAAGAAUGAGGGAAUACAGCUUGAGCAACAUUACAGACAUUAUGUUUAAAAACUCUUCUGAUGGUGAACAGCAAACAAAUGCUGAAUCGGAAAACAGUCACGGCAGUCCUGUUGAUGCAGAUGAGAACACUGACAGAGGGAAUUGGAGCAGUAAAAGAGAAUACCUCCUGUCUAUGAUUGGAUAUGCAGUAGGUCUUGGCAAUGUAUGGAGAUUUCCCUACUUGGCAUACAAACAUGGAGGAGGGGCUUUUCUCAUCCCUUACACUAUCAUGUUGGCUGUUGCUGGCAUUCCUCUGUUCUUCAUGGAAAGCUCACUUGGACAGUUCUGCAGUCAAGGACCUAUUAAUGUAUGGAAAGCUGUGCCUAUAUUACAAGGUGUUGGUAUCGCAAUGAUGGUGGUCACCACUUAUUUGGCAAUCUACUAUAAUGUCAUUAUUGCAUACAGUAUUUACUACCUUUUUGCAUCUUUUCAAAAUCCUCUUCCCUGGAGUGGUUCUUCCAACAUGAGCUGCAAUGGAACGGAAAUAGGAUGUUGUAAUACAACUGCUCACGACAGCAUUGUUUCACUGAAUAUGACUGCUGAAAAUCAAACAUGCCAGGGUGGCUUUUUGCCAGGACAGAGCCCAAGUGAGAAAUAUUGGGAUGAAGUUGCUCUUCGACGCACAAGCAGUAUGGAUGAGACGGGUCCCGUGGUCUGGCACCUGGCCCUUUGUCUCCUGCUUGCAUGGAUAUUGGUCGGCGCAGCUCUUUUCAAAGGCAUCAAGUCCUCUGGGAAGGUGGUGUAUUUUACAGCUACAUUCCCUUACAUAGUCCUUUUCAUUCUGCUCAUUCGUGGUGUAACUCUGGAGGGAGCGAGAGAUGGAAUCGAGUAUUACAUUGGUUCCUAUUCCAACCUCACUAAACUGGCCGAGGCUGAGGUUUGGAAAGACGCAGCUACUCAGAUAUUCUUUUCUCUCUCUAUUGCCUCGGGCGGUUUGAUGACUCUAUCAUCGUACAAUAAAUUUUACAACAACUGCUACAAGGACUCUAUAACAGUGUGUGUUGUAAAUUGUAGCACAAGUGUCUUUGCUGGAUUCGUAAUCUUCUCCAUCCUUGGACACAUGGCAAACAUCUAUAAGAGACCAGUGUCAGAAGUGGCAGCUGCUGGCUUCGGAUUGGCUUUCAUUGCAUAUCCUGAUGCUCUCUCAAAGCUGCCUAUAUCACCCCUGUGGUCAAUCCUUUUCUUCUUUAUGCUUAUAACUCUUGGCUUGGACUCUCAAUUUGCAUCUAUAGAGGUUAUCACCACCUGCCUCCAGGAUGCCUAUCCCAAAGUCCUCAAGUCCAGACGGGGUCUCAUUACCACAACAGUCUGCAUUCUUCUCUUUCUGCUCGGCCUACCGUGCGUCACUGGAGCAGGAAUAUACUGGGUAAAUUUAAUAGACACAGUUUGCGCUGGAUGGAUUCUCCUGGUAGCAGGGUUGCUGGAGAUCGUAGGUUUAUCCUUUUUAUAUGGCACCAAUCGAUACAUUAAGGACAUUGAGAUGAUGAUUGGGACAAGGAGCGCCCUCUUCUGGUUUUGGUGGAGAGCUUGCUGGUUUUUUAUCACCCCAGUGGUUUUAACUAUUAUUCUUGGAUGGUCUCUAUAUACUUUUACGCCCCCCACAUAUGGCACAGUUACAUAUCCACAAUGGGGCAUUUCACUGGGCUGGUGCAUGACAGCAUUUAGCCUCAUAUGGAUCCCCAUAGUGGCUGUCUGGAAAGUGUAUAAAGCUAGCGGACACCCCUGGCAGCGUGUCAAAUCAGCCUGCUCACCCACAGAAGAUUGGGGUCCAUACUUGGAGCAUCACAGAGGGGAGCACUAUGGUGCAAAGGACGUGCCUGAUGCAAACAUAUUUGUGAUUUCAAAUAAUUGUGAUACUAAGUUAUAAAAACAUUUAAGCAAGUUAUACUUUCAAAAUGGAUUAUAUAGAAAUAAUAUAGAACUUUUAG